AUGAGUUUUAAGCAUGCAAGAGAUGCAUUGGUUCUAUGUCAUGACAACGGAGUGAUAGGCGACGAGGAAUUUUGCUUGCUAUACGAUGCAAAUCGAUCAAAAAAUCCCGAAUUUCCGUACGAAGAGUAUGGAAAAUUUGAUCUUGAAGAUAUGGAGGACGAUGAAUGUAAAGCGGAAUUUCGCUUCCACAAAGAAGACAUCCCGGAGCUGGCAGAAGUCCUUGGUUUACCCGAAACUUUCACCUACAGCCAGGGAUCCAUGACUAAUGGCAUUGAAGGGUUAAGCAUUAUGCUGAAAAGAUUUAGCUACCCCUGCAGGUACUCAGAUUUAAUUCCCCGUUUUGGUCAUGCUGUUCCUGUGAUGAGCAUGAUCUGUAACACAGUAGUUGACUUCGUUUACAACCUCCAUGGCCAGAGAAUAAGCGAGUACAAUCACAACCUUCUUGAUUCGGCUAGCCUUCAAGUCUAUGCCGAUUAGGGAGUUUAGUCAUGUGAUUUCCCCACGCGAAAUCGAGCCAAAACAUUACCGAUCCCAAACUUUCUGUUUAUUCUCGUUAAUAUAUUGUAUUCUUCUGCAAUUAAAAUUCACCUACCUUCAGAAGAUACCUUAGAGAAUAAAACCUAUAAAUUUCAUCGUGAUUGGUACCGUAUUUCUAUUGCUAAUAAUCCAACUUCACUGUCACUCGGCAUCAGGGAUCGCAACUGAAGCGUGGCCACCAUGCUUGACAAAACCAGACCUGACCUGGGGAAGGCAAAAUUCGAUUUCGCAGUGCUUAUUGGCUGAAAAACAACAGCUAAUGUAUGAAACCAUAGGGCUAAAGGCUCAGGGGACUCCUAGGCAGUAGUUUCUUUGUUCAAACAGCCGUAGUUCAAGAAAGAUCGUUGAUUAUCUGAAUUAGAAGCGGUUUUCGAAGAGAUCUAUUAUCAUUAUUCGGUUUAAACUACAGCUGUAGUAUUUUAUAGCCUUUAAGGUUUUUGUUUAGCGAAAAAUAAGUCGAAUUUGACGUGCUUUCAUGUGGCGGAGAGCGAAUUAUAAUAUGUGAGUUCCAAAAGUCAUGGCGCACAGCAAGGAUCAAGUUUACCAGGGGCCAUCAACUUCAACAAGCCUUUCGGAUUCCAAUAAAAUGGCAGGUAAGCAGAUAUUCCUUUGCUUUAUUGAGAUUUUUUAUGCUUCACUUAUAGUUAUACAUACAAAUAUUAGAAAGGAAAGUGAAAUGCGCUAGUUUUGGCUGCUCGGGCUGUUAUGUAACAAUUUUCCUGCUGGAGCAGAAGCUUGGUGAUUGUUGUAUUCAGCAGCUGUAAACUGUGCUGAAUAUGUUCAUGCCCAGCUUGAAUUCGCUAUUAUUAUUGGAAUAUUGUAUAUAGGUAUCCUUUUGUUUAAUAUUCUGCUUGUAUAUUAUUCCACCAAAGAGAAAAUCUGUGGGCUUUGGGUGCUAGCUAUUGACAUGUCUGAGUAAUGUUUAUGACUGAGCAGUGAUCUUUACUUUGUGCUCAAAUUUUGAAGUGUGACAAUUAUAAGAACAGAGAUUUAAGAAUGUUUUUAAUUCCAUUGACAGAUAAUGUUUUUGGGGGACCUUACUGUGCAAGAAAUGGUUUGGAUGUGGCAGCCCUGAAGAAUCGGGAUCUGCAACCUUUGGACAGGGAGUCCUUUACUAAUGCUCUUAUCCUGGAACUCUGGAAACAGAGGGAUUCUGUCAACCAAAUGCUUCAAUGGAUAACGGCUUUGACUCCACCGGAACUGCAGAGGUAUUUGAGUGGUGUGACAACUCAAAAUGUGAACAAAUCAUGCAAUGAUUUAAUGAAAAAAGUCCAAAAGCUUGGUAAAAAUAAAAAGAAAGAGGAACUUGAAUUGCUAAAGCAAAGUUUGUUUCAUUUACCUAGCUCAAACGCACCAAUGGUGAGAGCAACACUAACACCAAAGUCAAAAAAGAUUGCAGAGCUUAAGGAUGAAAACAGGGGGCUAAAAAGAUCUGUCAGCAAAAUGAUUAGUUUUAGUGAGAGACUGAUGGACGGGAAUGAUGCUUUGAUUGAUGACCAAGCAGCUUUGGAGUAUGAAUAUUUUUCAAAUGUUGAACACAUGCGUACAAUAACAAACAAUAUUGCUGGUGUAGCUGCAAAACGUAAAUAUGAAAGGGAUGCCUUUGAGCAAGAUCUCAAAGGUUUGCAAGAGCAGUUCAAUGAGCAAUCAGAAAAGCUGAAUGAGAUUCAAGAGAAACUAGGAUCAUAUACACCUAGAAAUGUGAACAAGAGGCAGAAAAGGGCACAUUCAAAGAUUAAUGAUCUUAAAUCAAGAAUUUCUGAACUUGAAGUGGAAAAGUGCAGUAUCUCAAUUGAGCUUUCAGGCGUCAAGGAAAAAUGUGAACAAGCCAAAAGUGAAGUUGAACAGCUAAAACAGCAGAAAAUUGGCUUACAGAAGAAGGUGUCACAUAUAAAAAAGCAAAAGAGCACACAGGCCAAUGAAAUUGAUUUGCUAAAGGAACAUAAUGCUGCAAUUGAAUCAUGUGCUAAAGAGUUAAAAGAAGAAAACAAAGAAUUAGAACAGCUUACUUGCUUGCUGGAGGAUGAGACAAUCAGCACAUUUGAAGAUGGCAAGUAUGUUGACGAAGUGCGAGAAGUAAUCAUGGACCUGCUAGCCAUGAAUGUUUCAAUGAGCAAAGUCAAUGAAGUAAUACGAACUGUUUUGAAAAAAUUGACAUGGAAGAGAUUGUCAAAACUUCCAAGCAAGGCUGUCCACUCUCGCCUAUUUGUUGAGGCUAAGCACCUUGCUGAUGUUCAGCUAGGGAGGGCUAUGCUGGAAGAAGCUGACCCUUCCCAGGUAGUUGGAAACACCCUCCACAGAGAUGGUACUACUACCUUUAAUGAACAACUGACAGAAUCGCGAAAGGAAUUACUCCCAAAGGUGGUGGAGAAAUGGGAAGACCUCAGUGAAGAUUCAAAGAAAUCCCUUGAGCAAAUGGGAAACUUUUAUUGCAAACUGCAUUUACUUGUGAAUCUUGGCGAGGAAGCAAACAAAGCCUUAAAAUUGUUUGAACAAGCUGCAACAGAAGGCAGAAAUCCAUUAGCAUUUCUUUCUUCAAACGAGUCUGGUUCCUGCAGGCUAACAAGAACAGCAUGUGAAGCUUUUCAUCCCCGUGGUAGUCAGACUGCUGGAGUGUCCGAGUAUUUUGAUGUGCAUCUCUCUGAAAAUGGUGUGGAAAGCAAACUGCUUGAGUUCAUCGGGAAUCGCUUCUACAUAAUAUUUUACAACUCUGCUGCUGUUUUCUACCAUAAAAGCCAUAUUCCAGAUUUCCUUUUCAAAUGGCCUUCACCAAAUCGCUUACUUCAGCUUGUGGCUAAAGACAUUGUAGAACCUGUCUACUUGUCACUGGCCCCUUUCUCAGAUUAACUGAGACAGCAACGUCUGUUCUUGAACUCAAUCCCCAUUUGAAGCGAAUGCAAGAGUGCUUUGAACAAUGGUAAAACCUUGUCCGAAGAGAAAGCCAAGCUUGCAAAGGAGCUAAGAGAUGCCCGUCAAAAGGUUUUAAUUACCAGGAGCAAAAAAAUGCUUCCCCAGUUUCGAGAAAAUCCUCUUCUCCUUGUUGGAAAAAGGGCAAUGCACAACUGCAUUGAGGAUGGUUCUGAGCAAGCAGAAUGGUUUAAUGCAACUGUCUUACACCUUGCUGAAGAUGUUACUGUUGGAGCAGAUCCUGAGUACAUUAUAAAGUAUGACACUGAUGAGGAUGAUGAUGAAUGGACAAUGCCAUUACUUAAAGAUUUAGACAAGGGGGAUUUAAUUUUACUCAACUAAUAUUGACUUGAACAUAUUUUUUGGAAUUGUGUAGCUCCAUAAAUAUCCAUAUUUCCUCCACGGAAGGGUUUUGUUUUUAUAAGAUCUCCCCUACCCCUCUGGCAAUGCCAAUGAAACUUCAUACAUUUCUUUAACCCCCCCUCCCUCCCCCAGGAAUUUAUAAUCCCUUCUAUGUGAGGACUAUGGAGAUUUUCUGGAACGAAACAUAUCAGUGUGCUCUUAAGCUUUUCUGAAACAGGUUAAGCUGAAAAAAAGUUGUGUUCAAGCCAAGUGUCCCAUACAGGCAGAGCUUAGCCCCAUUUCAGUACAUUAAGCAACUUGGAGCGGCCCUAAUAAGCUUGUUACCAUGGAAACAGGCACCUUUAAUAGUACUGUUUCGGUUCUGUGUUGUUUAGACUGAGUAAUAUAAGAUUUCAUUUCCUUGAUAAGCUGAUGUAUAAUACCAAAUGUGACCCUUCACGCGACUUGGGGGCUUAUCUAAAUUUCAUGCUAUGCCUAUUUUCACGAUUCAGGCCGUGAAAGUAAGAAAAAUUUUUGGAAUGUGAGUGAAAUUUCUCUUUCACGCCGUGAAAAAUUCACGGCUACCAUGAAAAUUUCACGCAGUGAAAAAGUUUAUAAUGGCCGUGAAAAUAUUUUAUGCCGGGAAAAAUUUCAGUCACCAUGAAAUCUAAUUUCACGCCGUGAAAAUCUUCCAACAGUCAAAAUGAAAAUUAAUGUAACAUUGUUUUCAAAAGUGUAUUGUUUAGAUGUCAUGCAAGCCUUUAUUUGCCCAGAUGAAUGUGACAUGUACUGGUCAGUACUUUUUUAUUUUUUAUUUUCGGCAAAACAGAUAAAAUCGCUAAAAAAAGACACUAAAGAUCGCCGAAGAUAAUCAACAACUGCAUGAUUCCGUCUUUGUAUUCUCUAAAUUUACAACCAAAGUGUCGUUUAAAAUUUAAAAGAAUUUGGAAGCUUUUAUCUCUUCCACGAAGUUAUGCAAAUGCUAGACUCGGUGGCGACAAGAUGAAGAAAUGUGUAACGCAUGUUUUGAUAUUGCAUGAUAUCUUUUGGAUUUAUUUCAUUUUUACCCUUCUGUUCAGAUCGUUGUAACGGCGAAAUUUUGAGUAUAACAUUUAGCAAUGAGACAAGGAACUUGAAAUGGAGCAUGAUAAAUCAAGUAGAGUUUGCACGUGUGAUGGAUGAUGAUGGGGCUACAAAACUGCAGAUAAGAUCAGUCACUUCACUGCAAUGCGGGUCGACACAGACGACAAUUAUCCCGGUUUUAGGAAUGGCAGUAAUGGUUAGUCUUUCCGCAAAGAAUUUCGUUAGGUUUCUUGAGUGAAAACCUUGCCAUGUUUGGUAAAUAACUGUCUCUGACAUCGACAUUGGGAAAAUUUGCAUGUUGACGAGAAGAAAAAAAAGAGCCAAAAGUCACUGACUGUUGCAGUUACAGAUAAUGUAAACAAUGCAAAUUGACAUGAAACACACGCAGUUCCGAUCGUGCAUAUCUAAUAAGAUACUUGCCAUGAACACAUAAAAAUAUCGACAAGAAAUUGUGACUAGUUUGAUAGUGAUUUGUGGCUUUACAGGCCUGAACGCGGAAUAGUCUGAAUACACUUUUUUUUUAUUUUUGUCAUGAGCUAUUUAAAACGGCUUGAAUAUGCUGAGAGAAAUAUUAUUUUUUGCUUGGGAUCAACUUCCACAAAUUUUAGCUUGACGUGACCAGCUAUUCUCGUUUUUUUCCAGUUCGAAAAGGGGCGAGAAAAAACACAAAACAAAAAAAAAACAGGUUAGAUUUCAUUCACCCUCGACAUGUUUCAAGGCGUGAAAAUGUGUUCACUCUUAAUUUCACGGCGUGAAAGUUUUCACCGGUUUAAUAAUCACGGCGUGGAAGUCUUCACUGAUCCUUUGCAACAUGAUCAGUUUCACGCCAAGAGUGAAAAAUUCUCGCAAGGAGUGAACGGGCAUGGAAUUUGAAAUUCACGCCGUGAAAACUCUAAUUCACGCACCGUGAGCGUGAAAAAAAUUCACAGUUUUUAGUGAAAUCCAUAAGCCCCCUUUUCGCAUGAAGGGUCACAAAUAAGGUGGUUGCCAUGGAAACCGAACCCUUAAUCCCUUGACCCUCAAUAGCAGAAGGGCUAGAAAAUGUCAGGUUGUUUGUUUUUAUUCAAUACUUAUUGUCUUUUGAUCAAAAUUUGCCCAUUUAAUAGUAUUUUCUGUAUUAAUUUAUGUGACGUCAUCAGGGUUGUCAUGGCAACUUGAUUGGAACAUAGGAUAAUAGCUCUGUCAAAGUUCUAUGUGAUGGCCAAGUUUCAUGGCCAUAGCUUGCUUCAUUCCAAAGUAAUGGCUGAAAAUGUAAUUCAUAAUACCAAAUAAGGUGGUUGCCAUGGAAACAGAACCCUUAAUCCCUUAAACGGCUAGAAAAUGCCAGAUUGUUUGUUUGUAUUCAAUACCUAUUGUCUUUUGAUCAAAAUUUGCCCUAUUUAAUAGUAUUUUCUGUAUUAAUUUAUGAUGUGACGUCAUCAGGGUUGUCAUGGCAACUUGAUUGACACAUAGGAUAAUAGCUCUGACAAAGUUCUACAUGAUGGCCAAGUUUCAUGGCCAUAGCAUGCUGCAUUCCAAAGUUAUGGCUGAAAAUGUAAUUCAUAGUGUUAAUUCUGGUGCCAUUGGAUAUUCAUAAGAUCCAAACUUGGUCUUGUAUUUAAAUUUCCCUAAAAAAUGCCCAUUAAAUAAUAUUUAAAAAUUCAUAACUCUGCUUCUAAGAGGCCGAUUUCCUUCAUUCAAAAAGCAAAAUGUUCAGAAAAAUUAAGAGAAUGUUUUAACAGUGAUUUCAAGGGUGAUGAAAAUUAACGAAAAUUGAGCUAAAACUCCCUAUGCAGAUGCAGUUUUUGCAAAAGGUGCCUCCCUGGAUAAUUGUUUUGGUUUUGUGGAUGGCACGGUCAGGCCCAUUUGUCGUCCUGGGGAAAUCCAAAGAGCUGUAUACGAUGGACACAAACGUGUACAUGGACUAAAAUUUCAGUCAGUUGCUCUGCCAAAUGGACUCAUCGUAAAUCUUUUUGGACAUGUAGGUUAGUGCAUUAUUCAUUUCGGCUAAUACCAAGGCAAUGGGAAGGUAUAAACAUGAGGCAUAUGAUUUCUUUAAAUCCCUUGGCCACUUGUAGUGUUGGCUUUUUUCUUCAGACUGAACUCAAAUGAUUCUAUUCAUGUGACCUCUGUCACGAAUUGUCAGAGUUCACAUGCAUUGCAGUACGUUAUGACAUAGACACAUUUGUUUUGUAACUUACCGUACCUGUGAACAGAUGUAUAUAGGGAGACAACAUAAAACUUAUAUGUUAAUUUAUUAGUAGGUAUUUCUACAUAAAUGAGUUGAGCCUCAAAGAAGCACACAUAUCUAUCAAGGUCACAAGGGUUUUGGCUUUACAUAGUAUUACUGUAACUGGUUUGAAGGAAGUAUUAAAUUUCAAGAUUGUAAGCUCAACAUCAACAAUAUUUCAAAACUCCACUAUAUCUCUUAUACAGAAGGGAGAAAACAUGAUGCAUCAAUGCUGGACGAGUCUGGUCUGUUGAAUGAGCUCGAGAGGCCUGCAUUUUCACCAACUGGCCAGGCAAUGUGUAUUUAUGGUGAUCCAGCAUAUCCCCACCGUGUUCAUCUGCAAAGACCAUUUCAGUAUCGAGUACUGACACAUCAGAUGCAAAGUUUCAGUGAGUCCAUGAGUAAAGUUCGUUCCUCAGUCGAGUGGAUUUUUGGGGACAUCAUUAACUAUUUCAAAUUUUUAGAUUUUAAGAAAGACUUGAAGCUGGAUUUAAGCCCCACUGGGAAAAUGUACAUUGUCUGUGCCUUACUUAGAAAUGCACUUACUUGCCUUUAUGGUAACACAACCUCUGAGUUUUUCCAGUUAGACCCUCCAUCUCUGGAAGAUUACUUUGCUUAA
This is a messenger RNA of Porites lobata, 7697 nucleotides long. The record is from the annotation of a GenBank genome assembly. NCBI's taxonomy places the organism in Eukaryota, Metazoa, Cnidaria, Anthozoa, Scleractinia, Poritidae.